This is a messenger RNA of Cajanus cajan (pigeon pea), 1350 nucleotides long. NCBI's taxonomy places the organism in Eukaryota, Viridiplantae, Streptophyta, Magnoliopsida, Fabales, Fabaceae. The record is from RefSeq and is a predicted model, not a curated record.
AUGGAGAUAAAGCAAAAGCAGAAGCAAGGCUCUUGUUCCAUCCGAAGAUGGCAGCGGCAGCGGCAGCAGUGAAGGUGUACGGACCACCCAUGUCCACCGCCGUAUCAAGGGUCUUGGCCUGUCUCCUCGAGAAAGACGUCCAAUUCCAGCUCAUCCCCGUCAACAUGGCCAAAGGCGAACACAAGAAGCCUCCCUUCCUCAAGAUCCAGCCCUUCGGUCAAGUUCCCGCAUUUCAAGACGACCACAUUACUCUCUUCGAGUCUCGUGCGAUAUGCCGCUACGUGUGUGAGAAACACGGGGAGAAAGGGAACAGGGAGCUGUACGGAACGAACCCGUUGGCGAGGGCGUCGAUAGAUCAAUGGUUGGAGGCAGAAGCACAGAGCUUCAACCCACCUUCGUCGACUCUGGUGUUCCAGCUGGCAUUCGCUCCGCGAAUGAAGAUAAAGCAGGACGAGGGUGCCAUAAGGCAGAGCACAGAAAAGCUUGCGAAAGUGCUUGAGGUGUACGAUAAGAGGCUUGGGGAGAGUCGUUUCUUAGCGGGGGACGACUUCUCUCUUGCCGAUCUCUCCCAUCUUCCCAACGCUCACUAUUUGGUCCAUUCCCCCCACGCUGCUCCUCUCUUCAAUUCUUCUCCAAAUGUGUCCAGAUGGUGGAACGAGAUCUCCUCACGCAACUCGUGGAACAAAGUCCUUCAAUUGCACCGAGAAUGAGUAUGAAAGACGCUUAUCUGAAAGAGAGUCACAACAAUUAUCAGGAGAUGGUAUCUCUAGUGUGCAAUCUGAAAAUAGUAUUUUCUAUGAUGUUGGUGGUGGUGUGAACAAAAAAGGAAGAAUAUUUGGUUUAGGUUCAAAGGCUAGGAAGUAUAAACCUUCUUCUUCUAGAUUCUCAAAUGGUAUCUCAAAUUCUGAGUCUGAACAAAUGAAAAAUUUUGUUUCAAAUUUGUCUGAAGAAAACAAAACAUUUAAAGAACACAAAGCCAUGCAGAUUUGAUUCGUGCUUCACAAGAAGAGUCUUGGUUAGUUCGUGAGCAAUUGAAGCAAUUUAUGGAGACAUUUUCUCUUGGGCUAGCUUCUCAAUCUUCUUGUCCUCCCCAACCUCCUCCUACACAUGAUUCCUACACAUGAUGCAGACACUAUACAAUCUGAUGAUAAUGAGUUAGAUGAUGAUCAUGAUAUAGAUGUUUAGGGAUGCAUUAUCUUUUACUAUUAUUAAUAUUUACUAUGCUUUAAACUUAUACUUUGUUAUGUUUAAGUUUUACUAUAGUACUUAUCAUACAUUAGGGAUCAACUAAAGUCCUUAACUUUGUUAUAUUUUGUGUUAUUUAUAUCUAUCGUAUGCUUGACUUUCUUA